AUGGAGCGCUGUGUCGUCACCUUCGCAGCGGCGACGCGCGCGUGCGUGACGCUGUUGGCGCUGGCCACGGCCGCCAUCGUGACGCCCUAUGACACCUCUUCGCACCUGCAGGCGGGCGGCUCCUCGCUCGCGGCGCUGAGCAACUGGGACGGCGUCUACUUCUCGCACAUCGCGCGGAGCGGCUACGACUUCGAGCACUUCCACGCCUUCUUCCCGCUCUACCCGCUGCUGGCCCGAUGGCUCGCGCAUCUGCUUCCUCUAGACGAAGCGUCGGCGGUGGUGGCCAGCGGAUGGGUGAUCAGCAACGCGAGCUUCGUGCUGGCCGCGCUCUGCCUCUAUCGCCUGGGUUGCGUCGUGCUGCGGGACGAGGUGGUUGCGCGACGAGCGGCCUACCUCUUCUGCGUGGCGCCCUCCAGCAUCUUCAUGUCGGCAGUGUACUCGGAGAGUCUCAUGUGUCUGCUGAGCUUCAGCGGCAUGUACUUCCUGGCCAGACACGCGCAAGCGCCCAAGCCUCGUCGAGCGUUCCGUGACCUCGUGUACUGCGCGCUGCUGUUUGGCGCGGCCUCCGCGACGCGCUCCAACGGCAUUCUACUCUCGUUCCUCGGUGCGCUAGCAGUUGGGCCGCAAGUGGCGUACUUUGUAGUGGCGAUGGUGCCGUAUUGCCCUUCAAUUGUGCAGCGGUUCGGCGGCGAGGCGUUGGCUACGGGUGCUGAGAUGCAGGACCGGAGCUGGUGCGCCAAGGCUGUGCCCAACUUUACAGCCAUGUACACGUUUAUCCAGAGCGAGUAUUGGAAUGUGGGGCUGUUCCGCUACUACGAGCUGAAGCAGGUGCCGAACUUCCUCCUCGCAGCGCCGAUAAUUGGGCUAAGCUUGCACGCACUUCAAGGAUACUUUCGAGGACUAGUCGUGCCAGGACGACCGAGCUUCGCAUCUCAGGAGCAACAAGUGCGCAGUUGGCGAGGCACUGCGCUCACUCCGUACUACGUGCACUGGCUCUUCCUGGUGGUGACCACGAGGCUCCUGUGCGCGUGCCCUCCGUUGUUCUGGCACCCAGCGGCUCUGCUCUGUGGAUCUACCGGGAAGAGGAAGGAGUCGCCAAUUUUGACAACCUACGGCCGACUUGUUGUGGGCUACUUUCUGCUCUUCACAGUGCUGGGCAGCGUGCUCUUUCCUUCCUUCUACCCAUGGACAUAA
This is a messenger RNA of Phytophthora sojae, 1194 nucleotides long. RefSeq lists its product as hypothetical. Gene Ontology annotation, biological process: GPI anchor biosynthetic process. Bases 1 to 1194 code for a protein of 397 amino acids. The transcript has 3 exons. Gene Ontology annotation, molecular function: GPI mannosyltransferase activity; alpha-1,6-mannosyltransferase activity. Gene Ontology annotation, cellular component: mannosyltransferase complex; endoplasmic reticulum membrane. The record is from RefSeq and is a predicted model, not a curated record. Lineage: Eukaryota; Oomycota; Peronosporomycetes; Peronosporales; Peronosporaceae.